UCAUCAGGAACUGCAAAUUUACUAAACACAACUGGCUCAAAGAAGGGCCGGAAAGCAGUGUUCCAUCCUAAGGAAUCAAACAGCUCAGGACAGCACUCUACACAAAAACUUGAACUCAGAAGAAAGGAUGAGAAUGAAGAAUUUCAGAUGUACAACUUGAAAGGAAGAAAAGGUCAGACAUACAAAGAGUUCAGUGAGAUUGAGGAUGAUGACUACCUGUAUUGUGAGAAGUGUCAGACUUACUUCCCGAAGAGCUGUGCUGCUCAUGGACCCCCCAUGUUUCUAAAGGACAAUCCAGUGGAAAAGGGACAUCCUAGUCAUGCUCUCCUCAGUUUGCCUACUAGACUUCAAAUUGGCCCAUAUAGCAUUCCAGAGGCUGUUGGAGUAUUUAAUGAAGCAUCUGAUCUGCCUUUGGGGCUGCACUUUGGUCCUUUUGAGGGCAAGAUCACAAAAGUGGAAGAGGAAGCUGACAGUGGGUACAGUUGGCAUGGCAGGAACAGCUAUGAGUACGUGGAUGGGAAGGAUACUUCUUUGGCCAAUUGGAUGAGGUAUGUGAACUGUGCCCGCAAUGAUGAGGAGCAGAAUUUGGUGGCCUUCCAGUACCAUAGGCAGAUAUUUUACCACACCUGCCAGGUCAUCAAACCAGGCUGUGAGCUGCUAAUAUGGUAUGGGGAUGAGUAUGGCCAGAAGCUGGGUAUAGCCAAGGGCAGGAACAGCUAUGAGUACGUGGAUGGAAAGGAUACUUCUUUGUCCAACUGGAUGAAUUGUGAAGGGGAAAAUAAGUAUCCACAUAAACACAAGCUUGAGAAUUCACUACAACAAAUCUUGAAUGUGAAUGCGUUAAUUGGACUAACCGGAGGAUUAAAUUCAGGUUGCCACGUGACAGUGGCACAGGCAAGUGAGCAAGCUAAUGCAAGUUCUUUCAACAUCACGGCACCACAGGCUGUGACUGAAAGCCUCGAGCUUCCCAACAGUGCUAACAUUUAG
Molecule: messenger RNA, 987 nt
Organism: Ochotona princeps (American pika)
Lineage: Eukaryota; Metazoa; Chordata; Mammalia; Lagomorpha; Ochotonidae
Product: histone-lysine N-methyltransferase PRDM7-like
Biological process (GO): positive regulation of reciprocal meiotic recombination
Cellular component (GO): nucleus
Molecular function (GO): histone H3K4 methyltransferase activity; histone H3K36 methyltransferase activity; recombination hotspot binding
Source: RefSeq, a predicted model, not a curated record